Messenger RNA from Carassius carassius (crucian carp), 2467 nucleotides. Its product is annotated as refilin-B-like. NCBI's taxonomy places the organism in Eukaryota, Metazoa, Chordata, Actinopteri, Cypriniformes, Cyprinidae. Gene Ontology annotation, biological process: negative regulation of chondrocyte development; actin filament bundle organization; negative regulation of bone mineralization involved in bone maturation. Bases 1363 to 1941 code for a protein of 192 amino acids. The transcript has 4 exons. Gene Ontology annotation, cellular component: actin filament bundle. The record is from RefSeq and is a predicted model, not a curated record. Gene Ontology annotation, molecular function: filamin binding.
UGGGAGUUCCUGUCUCCUGCUGAAAUGACAAACCAGUUGUUUUGGCUUUUGAAAUACUUGCCCAGGUUGGGGUGAAAAAAGAAACCUAUUGUAGAUGUCUUAUCCCUACAGGAGCUGUAAGCAAGAAAUAAUUACCACCUGCACUUUCCCAUGGGAGACACAUUUUCUCCACAAACAAUAACAGUAGUUCAUGGGAGAUUAUUGGAAUGCAGAAAUAUGAGUGUGCACACAUUCUUUUACUUUGUAUCAUCUGCUGUUUACUUGUGUAAAGAAAGUAUUAGUUUUUUUUUUACCUAUUGUUUGAAAUAACUUAUUUUAUAGUCCUUUUAAUAACUCAUUAUUUGAACCAUGGAAUCGGUUUACUGUAAUCUUAAUCAUUUAAUCCAAAAUCACCCUCUCCUUCGUAAACUGUUUAUUCUCUGCACGUGGCAUGUACCUGUUAAAAGAUCUCAGCAGCAGUGCAUAUCAAAGCUAAAAUGUUUGCAGUGAAUUUAUGAUUUAUGUCGGAUGGGCUAAUGUGAUGUUUGAUUGCAAUAUUUGCAUUGAUUUCCGCUGUGAUUUAUAACGAAAACAUUCCUGCUGUCUGUGAAUAGGACAUCUUUUUAAUAUCAACUGCAGAUAUUAAUUGUCAAUAAAAAAAUUAAUUUGUUGCCUGUAUUGGCUUUGACAAAACUGUGGUCUUUAUUUUAUGUACUGUAUGACUGUUAUGUGAAUAGACAGACAAACUGAUGGGUGGGUGGAUGGAUAGAUAGAUAGAUGCCAGUGAAACAGUUUUCUUUUUCUUUUCUUUACUGAUUUGUGUGAUUUUUAACUCUACUUGCUCCUAAGCUCGAUGUGAAGUUGGCCAGUGUUUAAAGGGAGGAACUCCUGACUCUCUGUAAUUGGGACUCCAAUCAGCAGUGGGAGGCAGUUUAAAAGGCGUCUCCCUUCUCGCAGGCGCUUGUAAAACAAUGAAUGUCAUUGAGUGCGGACAAUUUUGAAUGCAGGCAGACUGACAAGCAGGGAAACUUGCGCUACCUUCCCCGGCGAUGACCCCCUGACUGAAUGUUUCCAUUUUGCUCUGAAUUUUUAUAAAGCCAUUUGAACUUGGCUACAACAAACACAUCUGCAGCAGCUUCAGAUCUGAGUUUCAAAGUCUCGGAGGAAACGGGAGCGGUGAGUCAGCGACACGAAACGGAUUAUCGACGAUCGUUCACGGCAUCAUCACACAGCUGGUUUACUUUACUCCGCCCGGAUCACUGUCAGCCCUGGUUACCCCGCGAAAAUAACAGAGAAAGACAGUUUUGCGCAUAAUUCGAUUUAACUGCAUUAUUUGUAGAACUUGUGGAACUGUUGAGCAAGUGUUGAGCAACUUUAAAAGCAAUGGUGGGAAGACUGAACCUGCGGAAUGUGUGUGACGACGAUCCGCUGGAUAUGAAUUUGAAAGCUGAUCGGCCGCUGGACAGUCCUGACUCCGGUCUGCCCCCGAGCCCGAGCGUCUGGUUACUGCAGGGCGCCGGGGCUGGUACCCCGAUUACAGAAGACGAGAACAGAGGGCCAGAUGUGGUUCAUAAUAAUCGCCAUUUGCAUGCAUUGUCCUAUGGAGAAGGAAUUGAACUUGAUCCUCUGCCACUGAAAGAAAUAAGAUACACGUCAUCAGUGCGUUAUGAUUCAGAUCGGCACUUCAUCCAGGACGUGACCCUGCAGCCCAAGGGUUUGGGUCUGGAGAUGUGCAGGCAGACGGUGUUGGCCCUGCCUCAGAGCACCUGGAGACAUUACAAGACCCAGCUGGAGUUCCAGCCCCGUCAGCGGGUGCAGCGCUACCAGAGCACCACCAUAGUGUACCCCAAACACACCCGGACCUUCUACACCACCCAGCUCAAAUAUGACGGGCACAAGCUGACCAAGCGCUUCUUCUCUGCUGUAGAGAUGCAGGCUUCUGAUUGCCAGGCUAGUCUUUAAAAGACACCCAAGCAUCUGUGCCUGAAGUUACGCCCAUAUGUACCAUAUAUAAACCACCGCCUACAUUCAUUGAGUCCAAAGAAGGAAAAAAGGAAACUCGGACUGAAAUUGUUGCCAGUUGGAAAGGGGAUCCCUAGACAGAUGCGCAGUUUUAGUUUGUUUUAAGCUGAAGGAAGUGUAAGCAACUGUGUUGCUAUGUUUGAAGGUUUGCUUAGGAGCAGCAUAUGGAGAUUUGUAUGUGUUUUCUCCAUCAGUUAUCAAUGGUAAUGUACAACAAUGGUUUUUAAUUGUACGUAGACAUGUUGUUGAUUAUUUAAUGGUGAGAUUCAAGUUUCAGAUAUUCUCCUCUAAUCUUGGGCCAUCAUUGGUUUGAAGGUUAGAUUUGAUUUUGGCACAUAAUUGGCCAUAGAGAAAUACAUGAUUUACUAGAGAGCAAACUUUUACCCGAUCAUAAAGUAAGUAUUAGAAUAAUACAAGGGUGCAGUUUAGGUUUGGUUUACAAAGGUGGAUAUUCAGUACAAACAUU